Chaetomium fimeti is the source of this 2819-nucleotide messenger RNA. RefSeq names its product heat shock protein 70 family. Gene Ontology annotation, molecular function: ATP-dependent protein folding chaperone; ATP binding. The transcript is spliced from 3 exons. Bases 499 to 2505 code for a protein of 668 amino acids. NCBI's taxonomy places the organism in Eukaryota, Fungi, Ascomycota, Sordariomycetes, Sordariales, Chaetomiaceae. Gene Ontology annotation, cellular component: cytoplasm; mitochondrion. Gene Ontology annotation, biological process: protein folding. The record is from RefSeq and is a predicted model, not a curated record.
GUAACGUAUGCAGACCGCCAUAAAAUCUCACCAACAGCGAUAAACCUCCUCGAAAGCAUUGGCACCAGAGCCAACGACCUCACUGCUGUAACGUUAUGCACAUCUGCGCCGCCGAAAGAACCCUGCUGGACCGGCAAAGCCGUUGGAGUUAUCCUGGUUUGCAUCACGUGGAUACUCACUCGCCUUUCCCCGGCUUUGGCAUUUGUUGGCGAAAGCGCGGCUUUGCGCGAUUGCCAGCUUCAAGUUUUUUGCUGUGACUGAUUGGUCUGUGCACAUGCCCCCCCACAUGUUAGCAAACCAAUGGUUCUCGAAAUUUCCAGGUUGAGUGCUCUGAAAUUUUUUUCGCCAUAGUUUUUAAAGAAGACUUGCCGUCUCCGACUUUCUUCCCUCAAUCUCCAUCAAUUCCACCACCCCAUCCACCCGUCGUCUGCUUUCGUUGUGAUUUACCAUCCUACUGAGAGAAGGGUGUUAUUUUCCUUUUAAUUAGCUUCUUUCACAAUGAUGGCAACACGCCUUUCUCGUGCCCUUCCCAGGGCAUCCUCAGUAGCUUCCCGCUCGGCGGGUUUGCUCCGAAGGACUCCCGCGUUCGCGCGGUUCGAAUCCACAGAGGAGAAGGUCAAGGGAUCUGUCAUCGGUAUCGAUCUCGGCACAACCAACUCUGCCGUUGCCAUCAUGGAGGGCAAGGCCCCCAAGAUCAUCGAGAACGCCGAGGGUGCCCGUACUACUCCUUCAGUCGUUGCCUUCGCGGAGGACGGCGAGCGCCUCGUCGGUGUCGCUGCCAAGCGUCAAGCCGUCGUCAACCCCGAGAACACGCUCUUCGCCACCAAGCGGUUAAUUGGACGCAAGUUCACCGACGCCGAGGUGCAGCGUGACAUCAAGGAGGUGCCCUACAAGAUCGUCCAGCACACCAACGGCGAUGCCUGGGUAGAGUCUCGCGGCCAGAAGUACUCGCCAUCCCAGAUUGGUGGCUUCGUCCUCAACAAGAUGAAGGAGACUGCCGAGGCUUACCUCAGCAAACCCAUCAAGAACGCCGUCGUCACUGUCCCCGCCUACUUCAACGACUCCCAGCGUCAGGCCACCAAGGAUGCUGGUCAGAUUUCCGGCCUGAACGUCCUCCGUGUCGUUAACGAGCCCACCGCUGCCGCCCUCGCUUACGGUCUUGAGAAGGAGGCUGACCGCGUCGUCGCCGUCUACGAUCUUGGUGGUGGCACAUUCGAUAUCUCGAUCCUCGAGAUCCAGAACGGCGUCUUCGAGGUCAAGUCGACCAACGGUGACACCCAUCUCGGUGGUGAGGACUUCGAUAUCCACCUCGUCCGCCACUUCGUCCAGCAAUUCAAGAAGGACUCUGGCAUCGACCUCUCAGGUGACCGCAUGGCCAUCCAGAGAAUCCGUGAGGCCGCCGAGAAGGCCAAGAUUGAGCUGUCGUCGUCCCUCCAGACCGACAUCAACCUGCCCUUCAUUACUGCCGACUCUGGCGGACCCAAGCACAUCAACUCCAAGCUCACCCGCGCUCAGCUCGAGGCCAUGGUCGACCCCCUCAUCAGCAAGACCAUCGAGCCCGUCCGCAAGGCCCUGAAGGAUGCUAGCCUCCAGGCCAAGGACAUCCAGGAGGUUAUCCUUGUUGGUGGUAUGACCCGUAUGCCCAAGGUCUCGGAGUCGGUCAAGAGCAUCUUCGGCCGUGACCCGGCCAAGUCUGUCAACCCUGACGAGGCUGUUGCCAUUGGCGCGGCCGUCCAGGGUGCCGUUCUCUCUGGUGAGGUCAAGGACCUCCUGCUGCUCGAUGUUACCCCCCUGUCUCUCGGUAUCGAGACCCUCGGCGGUGUCUUCACUCGCCUGAUCAACCGCAACACCACCAUCCCCACCAAGAAGUCGCAGGUCUUCUCCACCGCUGCCGACUUCCAGACCGCCGUCGAGAUCAAGGUCUACCAGGGUGAGCGUGAGCUCGUCCGGGACAACAAGCUUCUCGGAAACUUCCAGCUCGUCGGCAUCCCCCCUGCGCACCGUGGUGUGCCCCAGGUUGAGGUCACCUUCGACAUCGACGCCGACUCCAUCGUUCACGUCCACGCCAAGGACAAGUCCACCAACAAGGACCAGUCCAUCACCAUUGCCUCCGGCUCGGGUCUGUCUGACUCCGAGAUCCAGCAGAUGGUUGAGGAGUCGGAGAAGUACGCUGAGUCGGACAAGGAGCGCAAGGCCGUCAUCGAGACUGCCAACCGUGCCGACAGCGUUGUCAACGACACGGAGAAGGCUCUGAACGAGUAUGCCGACAAGCUCGACAAGACCGAGGCCGAACAGAUCCGCGAGAAGAUCACUUCUCUGCGCGAGUUCGUCGCCAAGGCCCAGUCCGGCGAGACCGCUGCCACUUCUGCCGAGAUCAAGGAGAAGACGGAUGAGCUCCAGGUUGCCAGCCUGAACCUCUUCGACAAGAUGCACAAGGCGCGUGCCGAGUCUGGCGAGCCGGCCCAGAACGCCGAAGGCGAGAAGAAGGAUGAGCCCAAGGCUUAAAUGCGUCCCCUCCACAUGGACGCCUAUACCCCCCCUAUAUUUUGAUUUUAUCGCAUGUGUCUGAGUCGGUCGGAGCGGCUUUCAGUGUAUAUUCAGUGUACUCAUAUCUUGUGUUGGAGGCUCAUGGGGGCUAUCCAAAUGUUUAAUGCAGACGGCGGAUGGCGUUACUGAGCAUAAAAACUGCUGCGUUCUUGGGCAGGGUCAUCUCACGAUUUUUGAUGAUGGGCAGGAAUCGGACGGGGGCUGGAUAGCGGUGCAUGCGUGUAUCAUUAAAUACACGCCCACGAGAGCAAAUAUAUUCCAAAUCCCCCCUC